Molecule: messenger RNA, 2314 nt
Organism: Cebus imitator (Panamanian white-faced capuchin)
Lineage: Eukaryota; Metazoa; Chordata; Mammalia; Primates; Cebidae
Gene: SPTY2D1
Product: SPT2 chromatin protein domain containing 1
Exons: 5
Coding region: 218-2185 (655 amino acids)
Biological process (GO): regulation of DNA-templated transcription; nucleosome assembly
Cellular component (GO): nucleolus
Molecular function (GO): histone binding; DNA binding
Source: RefSeq, a predicted model, not a curated record
GGACUCGCGAGCUCCGUGGCGGCCCUGAAAGGAUACAGGCCGUGGAGGGAAGGGGGCGGGCAGACGGCAUAGGAAGGCGCCGGAAGUGGUCUCGCAGAGGCGGGGUGGGAGUGGGACUGCCGAGGCAGUGCAUUUGGCUGUAGCUGGGCGCCUCGGUUAGGUGUGCUGUCAGUCCUUCCCGAGUGCCUGGCCCCAGCCUCUCCCGCCUCGGCCCAACAUGGACUUCAGAGAAAUUCUCCUGAUAGCUUCCAAGGGACAAGGUGUCAACAAUGUGCCGAAAAGGUAUAGUUUGGCAGUGGGGCCUCCAAAAAAAGACCCAAAAGUUAAAGGUGUCCAAUCAGCAGCUGUACAAGCUUUUCUUAAAAGGAAAGAAGAGGAACUCAGACAAAAAGCCUUAGAGGAGAAAAGGAGAAAAGAAGAACUAGUGAAAAGGCGAAUUGAGCUCAAACAUGACAAGAAAGCAAGAGCUAUGGCCAAGAGGACAAAGGAUAAUUUCCAUGGUUACGAUGGGAUCCCUAUUGAGGAAAAGUCAAAGAAGAGGCAGACAACGGAAAGCCAUACCAGCCAAGGAACCGACCGAGAGUAUGAAAUGGAAGAAGAGAAUGAAUUCCUUGAAUACAAUCAUGCAGAGUCAGAGCAGGAGUAUGAGGAAGAGCAAGAACCUCCCAAAGUUGAAAGCAAACCAAAGGUCUCCCUUAAAAGUGCCCCACCACCCAUGAACUUCACUGAUUUACUCAGACUGGCUGAGAAAAAGCAGUUUGAACCAGUGGAAAUCAAGGUAGUGAAGAAAUCAGAAGAACGACCUAUGACUGCAGAAGAACUUAGGGAGCGAGAAUUCCUUGAACGAAAGCGUAGGAGAAAAAAACUUGAGACAGAUGCUAAACUACCUCCAACUGUGUCCAAAAAGACACCCUCUCAGAAAGAAAGUGUGGGCACAAAACUUAGCAAAGUUUCUGGAGACAGGCAUCCCUUUUCCAAAGGAAUGCCCCUUCCUCAUGCUGAGAAGAAAUCAAGACCCAGCAUGGCCAAUGAGAAGCACUUAGCUUUGUCUUCAUCCAAAUCCAUGCCAGGAGAGAGGAUCAAGGCAGGAUCUGGCAGUAGCUCCCAACCCUUACUUCGUGAGGGUCAUGACAGACCUGUUUUCAAUGGAGCUGGAAAGCCUCAUUCCAGCAUCUGUUCACCAAGUAUCCCAAAGACUUCUGCUAGCAGGACUCAGAAAUCUGCUGUGGAGCACAAAGCCAAAAAAUCUCCGUCCCUUCCUAGCCAUUCCAGGCCUGGGCCCAUGGUCACCCCACACAAUAAGGCUAAGAGUCCAGGUGUCAAGCAGCCAGGCAGCAGCUCUAGCUCAGCCCCUGGGCAGCCCAGCACAGGAGUUACUCGGCCCACAGUUAGUUCUGGCCCUGUGCCCAGGCGCCAGAAUGGCAGCUCCAGCUCAGGACCUGAGCGAUCAAUCAGUGGGUCCAAGAAGCCAACCAAUGGCUCACAUCCCUCUGGGCGGACAGUCACUGGUACAUGUGGCCGUGGACAACCUGCAAGCAGCUCAGGUGGCCCUGGGCAACCUAUCAGUGGUUCAGGUAGUUCUGCAAGACCAUUGGGCAGCUCUCGUGGCCCUGGGCGGCCUAUGAGCAGUCCACAUGAACUUCGACGACCAGUGAGUGGCUCAGGCCCCCCUGGGCGGUCAGUCAGUGGCCUGGGGAGAUCCAUAAGUAGCUCAAUUCCAGUUGGACGGACUGUCAGUAGUUCAGUCCCAGGAAGACCAGUGAGUAGCUUGGGACCUGGGCGAACAGUUAGUAGCUCAGGUCCCACCAUAAAGCCUAAGUGUACUGUUGUCUCAGAAACAAUUUCCUCCAAGAAUAUCAUUAGCCGGUCCAGCAAUGGACAGAUGAAUGGAAUGAAGCCUCCCCUAUCUGGCUACAGAUCUGCCCAAGGUCCUCAAAGGCUUCCCUUCCCUACUGGUUACAAAAGGCAGCGAGACUAUGAAGAGGAAGAUGAUGACGAUGAUGAAUAUGACUCUGAAAUGGAAGAUUUUAUCGAAGAUGAAGGAGAGCCUCAGGAAGAAAUAUCCAAGCACAUUAGAGAAAUCUUUGGUUAUGACCGAAAAAAAUACAAAGAUGAAAGUGAUUAUGCCUUACGUUACAUGGAAAGUAGUUGGAAAGAGCAGCAGAAGGAAGAAGCAAAGAGGUAAACAUAAAAUUUAACACACUUGUGCUAAAAAUUUCCUUCUGCUUAUUGCUACAGUUGCACCAUUGGGAACUGGGGCUUUGGGCCACAGAAUUCUGGAUUCCUCCCCUGUUACUAGCUGUAGAGCCUUAAG